Messenger RNA from Phodopus roborovskii (desert hamster), 1817 nucleotides. RefSeq names its product carnosine N-methyltransferase 1 (gene Carnmt1). Lineage: Eukaryota; Metazoa; Chordata; Mammalia; Rodentia; Cricetidae. The transcript is spliced from 8 exons. Gene Ontology annotation, molecular function: S-adenosylmethionine-dependent methyltransferase activity. The record is from RefSeq and is a predicted model, not a curated record. The coding region runs from base 24 to 1469 and encodes 481 amino acids.
UCGUAGCGGAAGCCCGGCAGCGAAUGAGCGCGGGCGGCCGCGCGGGGCCUUGGCCUCGUUGUCAGCGCGUGCGCGCCGAGUGCGCGAGUCCCGAAACCCUGGCGGAGCGCAGCGCGAAUGGAGGCCUGAGGGCGGCGGGGGCGGGGCGCGCCGCGAGCGGGGGCCGUGGCCGCGGCGGGCGCCGUCUAGAGGAGGCCCGGCCGUCCGCCACCACGCACUCGGGCGCGGUGAGACGCAGGCGGGUCAGAUCGUGGGCCGCGGCGGCGAUGCAGCGAAGGCGGCGCGCUCCGCCCGCGCCUCAGCCGGCCCAGGACGGCGGGCGCGACGAGGAGGUGGAGGUGCAGUUCUCCGCCGGGCGUUUGGGCUCGGCCGCGCCUGCCGGGGCCCCGGCGCGCGGCACCGCCGAGGAUGAGGAGCGGCUGGAGCGCGAGCACUUCUGGAAGGUCAUCAACGCGUUCCGCUACUACGGCACCAGUAUGCAUGAGCGAGUGAACCGAACAGAAAGACAGUUUCGAUCACUUCCACCUAACCAGCAGCUACUGCUCCCUCGGUUUCCUCUUCACUUGGACGAGAUCCGGAAAUGCAUCGAUCAUAAUCAGGAAAUACUGCUGACCAUUGUGAAUGAUUGCGUACAUAUGUUUGAAAAUAAAGAAUAUGGAGAAGAUGGCAAUGGAAAGAUUAUGCCAGCAUCCACUUUUGACAUGGACAAGUUAAAAUCUACAUUGAAACAGUUUGUAAGAGACUGGAGUGAAACUGGAAAAACAGAAAGGGAUGCCUGCUAUAAUCCAAUCAUAAAAGAAAUUAUAAAAAACUUUCCAAAAGAGAGAUGGGAUCCUUCUAAAGUAAAUAUUCUGGUACCUGGUGCUGGACUAGGAAGAUUGGCCUGGGAAAUAGCUAUGCUAGGUUAUGCUUGUCAAGGAAAUGAAUGGAGUUUUUUUAUGCUCUUUUCUUCCAACUUUGUACUCAACAGAUGUUCUGAAAUAAACAAAUAUCAACUUUAUCCCUGGAUCCAUCAGUUUAGCAAUAAUCGGAGGUCAGCUGAUCAGAUUCGACCCAUUUUUUUCCCUGAUGUUGACCCCCACAGCCUUCCUCCAGGUUCUAACUUUUCAAUGACAGCAGGAGACUUUCAGGAGAUUUACUCAGAAUGCAAUACCUGGGACUGUAUUGCCACCUGUUUCUUCAUAGACACAGCUCACAAUGUAAUUGAUUAUAUCGAUACAAUAUGGAGAAUACUCAAGCCAGGUGGAAUUUGGAUAAACCUUGGUCCUUUACUGUACCAUUUUGAAAAUCUGGCAAAUGAACUUUCUAUAGAAUUGAGCUAUGAGGAUAUUAAAAAUGUUGUUCUGCAGUAUGGAUUCCAACUGGAGGUGGAAAAAGAAUCUGUAUUGUCAACAUAUACUGUGAAUGAUCUCUCAAUGAUGAAAUACUACUAUGAAUGUGUUUUGUUUGUGGUCCGGAAGCCACAGUAAUGGUCUUAAGUGAUAUUACCCAGAAAAAAAGUUUAAUAUGAACAAAUGCUGAAAUAAACAACUCACAGUCAACUAUCAGUGACAACAGGACACAACCUCAAAUCAGUGGUGCCUUCUUAUUCCUAACAAAAUUUAGAAAUAGCGUCUAUUUUCUUAAUAAUAUCUAUUGGUUUUUUUUUUUUCAGAAAUAUACUAUAUGAUGCAGAUUUAUACUGCACAAGAAAAAUAAUGGAGAAAAUAUCUCCCAUGCAGGUAUAUAAUGGAGGAAAUAUCUUCAAGUACUUUUUUCUUUGAAGCCCAAAAUUGUCUUUCUUUAAGAAAAUAAACCUAAACUCCCAUCUUCAUGAA